CCGCACCCCUCUUUUUUCAGCUGUUUGGUAGUUGAGCUUUCUCUCUCUAUUCUCUCUCUUCUCUCCAUCCCCUCACCAAAACCUCCGUCGUACCCUUUUCUUCCACUUGCAGAACAAUCCUCCUCCUCCUUACUCCAUCAUCCAUGGUUGUGGUGGUUGCAAUGUGAUCCAAGCAAGAAGGUGUAGUUGUGUGCUUAGUCUUUAUUGGGUCAUUGCAAUACUUUUUGGAUGCCAGGAAUGGCUUCCAGAGUUCAGCAGCAGCCAGCAGGCAGCAAUGAGGAGGGCGUGCGGCAGCGCGUGAACCGAUGCAUGAUGAAGCUGUCGGACCGCGACACCGAGGCGAUGGCCGCGUCGGAGCUCGACGCCAUCGCCAGGGGGCUUACUGACGACGCCUUCCCCCCUUUCCUCUCUGCUAUAGCCGACGCGCGGCCGACCGACAAGACGCCGCUCCGACGUCACUCCCUCCGCCUCCUCUCCCUCCUCUCUCAUUCCCACCCGGCCUCCGCAGUCGCCCCCCAUCUUCCCCGCAUGCUCGCGGCUGCCCUCCGCCGGCUGCGUGAUCCGGACUCCUCCGUCCGCGGCGCUUGCGUAGAAGCAUUGCGCUCCAUGGCUGCUGCGCACCCGCCGGCCCUCGCCUCAGUCCUCCUCCGUCCGUUGUCCGAGGCCCUCCUGCACGAGCAAGACCAGUGCGCGCAGACCUCUGCCGCGCUCUCCCUCGCCGCGGCCGUCGAUGCCGCCACGGCGUCCGACCUGGACCCCGAUCUCGCCCACCACCUCCAGCGCCUCCUCCCCCGCCUCGUGAAGCUCCUCCGUAGCAACGCGUUCAAGGCGAAGGCCGCACUUCUCUCUCUCCUGGGCAGUGUCGCCGGCGCCGGUGGCGCUGCGACUGCUCAGCUUGUCGCCCUGCUCAUCCCCUGCCUCGUGGAGUCCCUCGCAAGCGAAGACUGGGCUACGAGGAAGGCUGCCGCCGAGUCUCUCUCCCUUCUCGCCCUCAAAGAGAAGGAAUUGUUGAGUGGAUUUAGGUCCUCCUGCAUCUCUUCUUUUGAAUCGAGGAGGUUCGACAAGGUGAAGAUCGUGAGGGAUUCCAUGAAUCGGAUGCUGGAUGUGUGGAAGGACAUUCCUGAGGUUCCUGAAAGCGAAAUCAAACCUCAAUCGCAGCAGGCGAAUUCUUCCACCAGAGAGACAAUGGGGGGUGUGCGAUUCCCAUCACCUGCAGCCGCCUCUUCGAUUCAAUCAGCAAAAAACGUUUCUUCAAGCAGAUCACCUCCACCUGCUGCAUCACCCAUCCCUACGUCGCGAACCAAUGUUCCCUCAAUUAGGAACAAGAAAUUGUCCCCACCUUUGUUCCGCAAAGCUGAACAGAGACCUUCUAAUUGGAGAGUAGAAAUCCCUGUCUCUGUUUCUCCAGGAGAAGUUGUCGAUCACAAACAGUUGCCAAAAUAUCGGAAACAAGAACCAAAAGGCAAUGUCAGGUCCAGAUUAGAAGCACGCCGAGUGCUGUUUGAAGGAAACUCAGAAGACAAAGGGAAUAAGUUAGCAUCGCAUGUUGUUCCUUUCCAGGAGACUGCCCAAUUGGAACAAGCCAUAGGAUCUUACAUCAAAGAAGAUGAUCUAAAUGCUGGACACAAGGUUGGCAAUCUGUCUACUAUAAGGAUGCAGUUGGUGCAAAUUGAGAACCAGCAAUCCAAUCUAUUAGAGCUUCUCCAGAAAUUCAUUGGAAACUCACAAAAUGUGCUUCAUUCUUUGGAAACAAGAGUCCAUGGCCUUGAGCUAACAUUGGAUGAGAUCUCUCGUAAUUUUACAUUAUCUUCUUUGAGGAUGGCAAACGAUGAUCCUACUUCAAACACAUGCUGCAGAUUACCUGGUACAGAAUUCCUAAGUACUAAAUUUUGGAGGAAGAUUGAAAGCAGAAACUCCACUAGAUUAUCUGUUUCAGAACUACAAAAUUCCAACGGCAGAGAAACUAGGAAUUCCUAUCAAUUGGAUAAGUGGAGGGUUGGAGUGCAGGGUGGGCUUGUUGUCAAUCCCUUGGCAGAGAUUAACUCUCAGUCAGUUGGGAGCUCAGAGUCUAUUCAAGUUAAAAUGCUAAACAGUGUGGCACAUGAGAAGGAGAUUACAUAUGCUCAUCCAAUCAAGUAGUAGGAUAAGAAUCCUGAAAUGAUAUGGUACUGGAAGCAACAGUGUUCCUUAGUACUUAAUUUCUAUUGCUGAUCUCUUUUGUUCUCUUUUGUCGAUUCAGGAGAGGAAAUUGAUAUCUAAGAGAAUUUAGUCAGAAGUUCUGGAGCUAUAUGGAGAGAUGUUUAAAUCCCAACUCAUUGUUUUGGUUUGGGAUAUCCGAAGACAACAUAAAGCAAAUUACUUGACGAUAGGAGCUCCGAUAUUUUGCUGAACAUUUUGUGUUCUUUGUUUGGUCAAUCCUUCUUCCAACAACCGUGAAUGUGGUCGGCACUUCUUAAAGACCGUAAAAUCAAACUUCCAUGAGGUAUUGUACAUACAGCAAACUAUGAGUAUGGUAUUGUUGGUGUGGUUCUGAAAAAUCACGUAAGAUUUUUUUUAUGUGAAAUGAAGACUGAGAUGUAAUCCGUUAUUCUUGCAUGCUAAAUAGUUUUGAUGAUGGGCAAUAUGUUGGAUUAA
Zingiber officinale is the source of this 2634-nucleotide messenger RNA. Its product is annotated as TORTIFOLIA1-like protein 3. Lineage: Eukaryota; Viridiplantae; Streptophyta; Magnoliopsida; Zingiberales; Zingiberaceae. The coding region runs from base 229 to 2139 and encodes 636 amino acids. The record is from RefSeq and is a predicted model, not a curated record. Gene Ontology annotation, molecular function: microtubule binding. The transcript has 4 exons. Gene Ontology annotation, cellular component: microtubule.